Messenger RNA from Racocetra fulgida, 183 nucleotides. NCBI's taxonomy places the organism in Eukaryota, Fungi, Glomeromycota, Glomeromycetes, Diversisporales, Gigasporaceae. The record is from the annotation of a GenBank genome assembly.
ACCGGUGUUUGGCAUUCAAAUCAAUUAAAACAAACCAAAGAUGAAUACUUAGCUCCGAUAAUGGCUAAAUGUGAAAACUUGAUGUCUAAAUAUGAAAAACGUCUGAAAGAAUUGAAUCAACCAUGUCCAGAUAAAAGUGAUGAGGAUGUUGAUAUGCAUACUAAAUUAACUCAAGAACAAGAG